Molecule: messenger RNA, 876 nt
Organism: Colletotrichum lupini
Lineage: Eukaryota; Fungi; Ascomycota; Sordariomycetes; Glomerellales; Glomerellaceae
Exons: 3
Coding region: 1-876 (291 amino acids)
Biological process (GO): nucleotide metabolic process
Molecular function (GO): ATP binding; ATP:ADP adenylyltransferase activity
Source: RefSeq, a predicted model, not a curated record
AUGGCAACGGAAAAGAUCACGUUGCCGGCAGAUCUGGGCUUCAAGUCUCUACUUAUGUUCGACGACUUGGUUUCUCAGGGCAAGCUAUUCUACAGCGAAUCUAAAAGCGAGAUUGUCUCCCACAACGGCUUUGAGUUCGAGUUCCGCAUCAGUCCAGCCUUGAAAAGAAAGCCAUACUUGGAGCGAGAUGACCCUAAGCGCACGGCGGACAAGGGCCCGUUCCUCAACCCAGAUCCCGACUUCAUCGUUGCUCAAGUAGGAUCUCAUCAUGCACUGAAGCUCAAUCUGUGCUGUGUGUAUCGGCCGGCAUUUGUCCUAUAUACCCGACUCUUUGAACCUCAGACGCAAGACCUCAACAUGGUUGAUGUUGAGGCUGCUCGGGCUGUGACAGAUGCACUCAAGCCAACUCUGGGGCCCCAAUUGAUGAUCUACAAUUGCGGCGUCGACGCCGGAUCAUCUCAGGGCCAUAAGCAUAUGCAGAUUUUUCCUCAGCCGACUCACUUUUCGCUGUAUCCUCAGAAGGCGACGUCUGAAACCGAGAUCAAUUCAGAAAUUCCUGGGGUUCCCAACCUACAUUUCGUGUUGCGGUUACCCCAAGCAGCAACCCCUGAACAGGCCUACCAUAGUCUCCAAAGACUAGUCUCUGCAACAAGGAAAGUUCAGACAUCUGAUAGGGAAGUUUGCGACUACAAUGUCGUCAUGGCUGAACAUUGGAUAUGCGUGGUGCCGCGUCGACUUGUAGGGAGAAACAGCGUAGGGGCGAAUGGAGCUGGCAUGAUAGGUCUGGUAUGGCUUCGAGACCAGGCAGAGAGAGACGGCUGGGACUCUUUUGGUCUUACGGAACAUCUUGUUCGACUUGGGUUACCAAAGACAUGA